AAUUAUUAAUCGCUAUCAUAUCUAAUCAAGUCGACGGAGUGUACGGCCGUAGAUAAAUUUUCUACACAAACUUUAAAACAUUAUUCAUUGCAGGACGUUGGGAUGCAUUCAAUAAUUUUUGCAUUCAUAGGACGAAAGCUAACAAAGGAGGCACAACCUGGCGUCUGAGAUCAACUGUUUAUGCCACGAUAAAUUAUUACCUAGCGCGCAUGAAAACUUAGGUUCCAGCUCACCAAAUCGAUAAAAUAGGCCUGAGAACUUAAACAUGAUGGCGCGUCAUAUUAAGAAAGAAGAAAUUAAAUAUCCUGAUAUUAAGAAAUGUGGUGAAAUAACCACUUUGCUGGUCAUAGGAAGGAAAGAGUUCUUUCUGAAUUGCGAAUUUUGUGAAAAUAAAUUCCUCCAUUUGGAAACAUUUAUACAGCAUAUGUACGAUGACCAUCUGAAUGAAUUUCAACCACUGAAAUUUGAAGAUAUGAAUUGCAGCGCAAAAAUAGAAAGCGAUGAGGGUGCUCAAUGUAACUUUAGAGACUUUGAAAGAGUUGAACUAGAAUUGGACUCGGUCGAGACAAACAACGAACUUGCUAAAUGUGAAGAAGUAACACCAGAAAGCAAUAUGGAUGAUUAUAUUUAUGAUAUAAAUAGUUGUGACGGAUCCAUUGACACGGAACCCUCAGUUAAAAGUUCUGGCGAGGUUGAUAGCUCAGUUUUUGUUGCUGAUAAGCAGCCGGCCGAUUUGAAAAAGAUGUUCCCUGUUAAUAAGAUGCAGGCCAUAUUUUCGAGUUAUAUGGAGUAUCCUGCGCUCUGGGAUAAAAAGGGAGGAAUUACUAAAAAUAGGAGUGAGAAACAGCGGUUAUUCCAGAGAAUAGCCUCAGAUGUAGGCAUGCCAAAUGAAUGGAAAAACAUUCAAUUGCUACUUGGAAAACUGCGCGUUAAACUGCAAACAGAGAUUAUAAAAAAAAAAAUGGAUGAGUCGAAAGGUCGAUUAUAUACUCCCACUUGGUAUACAGAUCUGCCUUUCUUUUUGAAACAAAGGCCAAGUACAUCAAAUCCGAACAAUCGGGAAACAGCUAAGAUAUUCAUUCCGCUUUCCACUUUAAUUACUGACGAGCAAAUAGCGAUUUUAGCUGAACUGUACAAAGGAUUUCCAUGCCUUUGGGAUGAAAAGGACAUUAAGUAUAGGUUUGGAAACCGUCGCCAGGAAGCAUUAGAAGUUGUACGAAAAGAAUUCAAUACAAGAUCGGGAUUGAAUCUAACACAACAAGAUUUGAAGAGUGAAAUUGGAAAGAUGCGAAAAAUUUGUUCCAAAGAAAAGAGGCAAAAGUUAACAUGUAAAAAAUUAAACACGGUGUACAUAUCGACAUGUCCUUUUUAUGAUCAAAUUGCAUUUCUCGAAGUCGACGUUCCGCCAUUUGAGUGCUCAAUAUGUGGAACAUUACUGUCUGGUAUAGGUCAGUAUAAAGUGCAUUUAGCUUCUCAUGAUGGCUCACUGCCAUAUAAAUGCCAUCUCUGUGACCAUGAAUUUAGAUUACCCACAAACUUAACAAUACAUUUACGAAGACAUGUACAUGACUACACCUAUACCUGUGAGAUAUGCGACAAAUCAUUUGCUACUUCUACAGAUCUAAAAAUUCACACACGUUCACACACAGGCGAAAAACCAUACUUUUGUGAGAUAUGUGGGAAGAAAUACCAAACUGCAUCACUAUUUAGUACUCAUAUGCAGCGUCACGAGAAUCGGCCCCGUCACAAGUGUGAAAUGUGUGGGAAGCCUUUCUAUACAAGAACAAUGUUAAAGGAGCACAUAAAUGCACAUUUGAAAAUAAAAGACAAAAUUUGCAAUAUAUGUAACAAAGGUUUUUCAAGUCGCAAGCAUCUACGCCAACAUAAACAAAUCCAUGCAGCAAAAAAGAAAUAUUUAUGUAAAAUUUGUGAUAAACGUUUUGCACAAUAUGCCGGUCUUAGUGGGCAUAUGAAAUCGCAUGGAACCACAUUGACAGCAACCCAAGUAUGAAUAAAUAAUUAUUAUUUUUUGCAAAGCAACAAAAACUUUUUGUUUAUUGAGGGGUUUGCAGUUAGGGCGGGAGUUCCAUCAGGAUUUUUCUUAUAUCCGGAUGAGCGAAUAUGCGAUUCUCGACAGAAACACCCUGGGAGUUUUUUCUUUUCUCCUAUCAUGAGUG
Rhagoletis zephyria (snowberry fruit fly) is the source of this 2177-nucleotide messenger RNA. Its product is annotated as zinc finger protein 879-like. Gene Ontology annotation, biological process: regulation of DNA-templated transcription. Lineage: Eukaryota; Metazoa; Arthropoda; Insecta; Diptera; Tephritidae. Gene Ontology annotation, molecular function: DNA-binding transcription factor activity, RNA polymerase II-specific; RNA polymerase II cis-regulatory region sequence-specific DNA binding. The record is from RefSeq and is a predicted model, not a curated record.